CGUUGUCUCUGAGCGGUUGCCGAGGUGGCGACGCGGAACGUAGGGGCUUUAUCUUACGGCUUUCCUGGAGGUGUUGCGCCUCCUCUGCCGCCUUCCUCUUCAGACCGCCUUUUUCCCCCGCCAGUUCACGGGCUCCGUCAUGGCGACCCGCAGUCCCAGCAUCGUGAUUGGCGAUGAUGAACCAGGCUAUGACCUGGAUUUAUUUUGUAUACCUAAACAUUAUGCCGAGGAUUUGGAGAAAGUGUUUAUUCCUCAUGGACUGAUUAUGGACAGGACUGAAAGACUUGCUCGAGAUGUCAUGAAAGAGAUGGGAGGCCAUCACAUUGUGGCCCUCUGUGUGCUCAAGGGGGGCUAUAAAUUCUUUGCUGACCUACUGGAUUACAUUAAAUCACUGAAUAGAAAUACUGAUAGAUCCAUUCCUAUGACUGUAGAUUUUAUAAGAUUGAAGAGCUAUUGUAAUGAUCAGUCAACAGGGGACAUAAAAGUUAUUGGUGGAGAUGAUCUCUCAGCUUUAACUGGAAAGAAUGUCUUGAUUGUUGAAGAUAUAAUUGACACUGGUAAAACAAUGCAAACUUUGCUUUCCUUGGUCCAGAAGUACAGUCCCAAAAUGGUUAAGGUUGCAAGCUUGCUGGUGAAAAGGACUCCUCGAAGUGUUGGAUACAGGCCAGACUUUGUUGGAUUUGAAAUUCCAGACAAGUUUGUUGUUGGAUAUGCCCUUGACUAUAAUGAGUACUUCAGGGAUUUGAAUCAUGUUUGUGUCAUUAGUGAAAGUGGAAAAGCCAAAUACAAAGCCUAAGACAAGAGUGCAAGUUGAAUCUUCAAACACGAGGAGUCCCGUUGAUGUUGCCAGUAAAUAGCGAGCUUUCUAGUUCUGUGGCCAUCUGCUUACUAAAGCUUUUUGCAUGACCCUUCUGAGAAUUUUAUGUCUGUUUAUUUUUAGAAAUGUAUGUUGCUGAGUUCCUGAACUUUUGAUUUGCACUAUGAGCCUAUAGGCAGACUAUCAGUUCCCUUCGGUAGGAUUAUUGCUUACCUUGUGAGUAAAACAAAUCCCUUAAAUUACCACUAUUAAAUAAUAAUACUGAGAUUGUAUCUGUAAGAAGCAUUUAAAGAGAAGAUAUAUUAGUUUUUUAAUUGGUAUUUUAAUUUUUAUAUAUUCAAGAGAGAAUGAUGUGAAUGAAUAUUGUUAAUUAUGCCACCAUGUGUCUAGAACAGUCUGAAGCACUCAGUUUCAUGUCAGUAACAGUAAUCUAAGAGGUUUUGCUCAGUGAAAUAAACACAUUUUAGCCGUGUUUGCUGUAUUUUCCCACUUGAAUUAUUUCAGUGAAUCUUUGUCAACAGUUUCUUUUAAAUGCAAAUCAAUAAAAAUAUAAAAUUUUA
Psammomys obesus (fat sand rat) is the source of this 1377-nucleotide messenger RNA. RefSeq names its product hypoxanthine phosphoribosyltransferase 1 (gene Hprt1). Gene Ontology annotation, molecular function: magnesium ion binding; hypoxanthine phosphoribosyltransferase activity. Bases 140 to 796 code for a protein of 218 amino acids. Lineage: Eukaryota; Metazoa; Chordata; Mammalia; Rodentia; Muridae. The record is from RefSeq and is a predicted model, not a curated record. Gene Ontology annotation, biological process: purine ribonucleoside salvage; guanine salvage; GMP salvage. The transcript has 9 exons.